Molecule: messenger RNA, 960 nt
Organism: Prorocentrum cordatum
Lineage: Eukaryota; Dinophyceae; Prorocentrales; Prorocentraceae
Source: the annotation of a GenBank genome assembly
AUGAAGACCGCGUCGGUCAACAAGCCCGCUACAUCUCUCAUGCACUUGCAAGUUCCACAUCUGCUGCUUCAAGCGCCGGCCCGCGCUGCUGCGGCGGCGGCUGCGGCGAGCUUCGCGGCGAGCGCCCCAAGGGCGGCCCGCGGAGCCGCCGACUCGGGAGCGGACGGCAACUGGGACGGCCCCGCGGCCGGCGCCGCGGCGAGCGCUUCCGCGACGGAAGCGGCCCGCGGCGCCGCGAGCGCGGACACCGCUCCCGACGGCGCGGCGAGCGCCCCCAGGGCGAGGGCGGCCCGCAGCCGCGGCGCCGCGGACGCGGCUGCCGCCCCCGAGGGCGCGGGCGCGGCGAGCGCCCCCGGCGCUGCCAGGGCGGACCUCGGCCCCUCGGCCCCGCUGCUGGCGAGGGCGGCUCGGAGGGCUUCCUGCCCGCCCCGGAGAGCCGCGCCGAGGCGGCCUGGACGCCAGCCGCCGCAGCCACGGGCCGCGGCCGGCAGCGCUUGGCCCGGGAGGCCCCGCCGGGCUGCGGCUGGCGCAGGCGGCGCCGGGCGCCUGGGCGAGGAGGCGGCGGCCGGCGCCGGCGGCGCAGCGGCGGCGCGCGCCGCCACGCCGCCCGCGAACGCCUCCCCGCCGCGGGGGAGAGCGGCCGGCGCUGGCGCUGACACGGACUCCGCGGAGAGCGGCGACGAGGCCGCCCUCGAGCUCGCCUACGCGGAGCUGCGGGACGCGGCGCGCGCCCGCGUGCGCGAGGGAGGCUGGGCGAUGGCGCGGGAAGUAGCGUCAUUGCUGCAGGUCUCCCUGCGGGGCCUCAGCUUCCGCGAGGCCACGGCUCGGCUCGCGGAGGCGGCUGGGGCGCUCGCCAGGCACGAGCCGGCGGCCGCCGUUGCGCGCGGGCGCAUGCUGCAGGCUGCCGCCGCUGGGGCCGCGGCGGCCCCGCUGGCCGCUGGGCCAGCCGCGGCGGCCUAG